This is a messenger RNA of Penaeus vannamei (Pacific white shrimp), 8583 nucleotides long. It is a transcript of the gene alpha-Spec, whose product is annotated as alpha spectrin. Gene Ontology annotation, molecular function: calcium ion binding; actin filament binding. Gene Ontology annotation, biological process: actin cytoskeleton organization. Lineage: Eukaryota; Metazoa; Arthropoda; Malacostraca; Decapoda; Penaeidae. Gene Ontology annotation, cellular component: cortical actin cytoskeleton; cell junction; plasma membrane. The record is from RefSeq and is a predicted model, not a curated record.
GACCCGGACAGUCGUUGAGUUGUUGAAGCAGCCUCCUCAACUAGCCGUCAGACGAUCGAAGCGAGAGGUUCCGUAGCCGUCCGGGACCUCGACAUAUCGUUAAAAUAAGGAAUCUUGAAGGAAUUCUUGGAUUUGCAUGAAUAGCCGUCUCAUGCAAGUUUCAAGCUUUACCCUCAAGAAGUUAGAAUACGCUUGAGCAGCUGUUUUUAGAUUGCAUAGAUAAUAAUAGAGCUGAAGCCGUCAGCUAAGCUAAGAUAACUCAAGAUGGAGGGAAACAUCGUUGUGAAGGAAGUGCGGAUCUUGGAGACUGCCGAUGACAUCCAGGAUCGCCGAGAGCAAGUGCUUUCUCGGUACUCUCAGUUCCGUUCGGAUGCUCGCCUGAAGAGGGAAAAGCUUGAGGAUUCUCGCAAGUUCCAGUACUUCAAGCGUGAUGCUGAUGAACUGGAAUCAUGGAUCCACGAGAAACUCCAGGCUGCUUCCGAUGAGAGCUACAAGGAUCCCACCAACCUUCAGGCUAAGAUCCAGAAACACCAGGCCUUUGAGGCUGAGGUGGCUGCCCACUCUAAUGCCAUUGUAGUCUUGGACAACACUGGCUCGGAGAUGAUCAGUCAGCAGCACUUUGCCUCAGAUGUCAUUAGGCAGAAGCUUGAUGAGUUACACCGUCUGUGGGAGCUACUCCUGAGGCGUCUGGCUGACAAGGGCAUGAGACUCCAGCAGGCCUUGGUACUGGUGCAAUUCCAGCGCCAGUGUGACGAAGUCAUGUACUGGAUCAAUGAUAAGGAGACGUUUGUAACGUCGGAGGAGUUUGGCAUUGACUUAGAGCAUGUAGAAGUUCUCCAGCGCAAGUUUGAUGAGUUCCAGAAGGACAUGGCUGCCCAGGAAUACAGGGUCACUGAGGUUAACACCUUGGCCGAAAAGCUGAUUACUGAAGGCCACCCCGAAGUGGAUGUCAUCAACAAAAGGAAGAAGGACCUGAAUGAGGCCUGGCAGCGACUGCGUCAGUUUGCUCUCACCCGACAGGAGAAAUUGUUUGGUGCCCAUGAAAUUCAGAGAUUUAACAGAGAUGCUGAUGAAACCAUUGCUUGGGUAGCUGAAAAGGAUGUAGUUUUGUCCUCUGAUGACUAUGGCCGUGACCUAGCAUCUGUCCAGACCCUCCAGCGCAAGCAUGAGGGUUUAGAACGUGACCUUGCUGCUCUGGAGGACAAGGUGUCCACCUUAGGGGAAGAAGCCACUCGUCUCUGUGGCAUCCAUACUGACCAUGCUGAGCAGAUCAAGGCUAAACUGGCAGAGAUUGAACAUUCUUGGUCUACUUUGACUGCGAAGGCCCAGGAACGACGCAGGCGCCUGGAUGAUUCUUACUAUCUGCAUAGGUUCCUGUCUGACUUCCGUGACCUCAUCUCAUGGAUCAAUGACAUGCGAGCUAUCAUCUCUGCAGAUGAGCUGGCCAAGGAUGUUGCUGGAGCUGAAGCUCUUCUUGAACGCCACCAGGAGCACAAGGGUGAAAUUGAUGCCCGUGAAGACAGCUUCAAGAGCACUCAUGCAGCAGGUGAGAUGCUGGUAGAGAAGGACCAUCAUGCUGCUACUGAGGUUAAAGAGAAGCUGGGCACUUUGACACAAGAAAAGGCUGCUCUCCUUGCUUUGUGGGAAGAGCGACGCAUCCUGUAUGAGCAGUGCAUGGACUUGCAACUCUUCUACAGGGACACUGAACAGGCUGACACCUGGAUGGCUAAACAAGAAGCUUUCCUGGAGAAUGAGGACUUGGGAGAUUCCAUUGAUUCUGUUGAAGCUCUGAUCAAGAAGCAUGAGGACUUUGAGAAGUCUCUUGCUGCUCAGGAGGAGAAGAUUAAGGCUCUUGAUGAAUUUGCAACCAAGCUAAUUGAGGGUCAGCACUAUGCAGCUGAUGAUGUCGCCCAGAGGCGUGAACUGCUGCUUGAGCGGCGCACUGCUUUGCUUGAGAUGUCUGCACGGCGCCGAGCCAUGCUAGAGGAUUCUUACCGGCUGCAGCAGUUUGAAAGGGACUGUGAUGAGACCAAGGGAUGGAUCAAUGAGAAGCUUAAAUUUGCUACAGAUGACAGCUAUUUGGACCCAACCAACUUGAAUGGAAAAGUGCAGAAACACCAGAACUUCGACCAGGAACUGAGUGCCAACAAGUCUCGUAUUGAGGAAAUCAUAUCGACUGGCAAAGAGCUCUUGGAAAGCAAGCACUAUGCCAGUGAAAGGAUUGGUAGUCGUAUGGAGGAAAUAGUUCAGCUUUGGACAUCACUUGAGGAAGCUACACGUAGCAAGGGCUCAAAGCUUGAGGAGGCUUCUCAACAGCAGCAGUUCAACCGAGGAGUGGAGGAUAUUGAGCUUUGGCUUUCAGAGAUUGAGGGCCAGCUUAUGAGUGAAGAUUAUGGAAAAGACCUGACUGGAGUCCAAAAUCUGUUGAAGAAGCAUGCCCUUCUGGAAGCAGAUGUCAGCUCCCACCAAGACAGGAUUGAUGGGGUUCGCAUUGCUGCAGAUCAGUUUGUUGACCGUGGACAUUUUGAUGCUGAGAACAUCAAGGCCAAGCAGCUAGCCCUGCAAGAGCGCUACAAUGCACUUCAGAAACCAAUGGGUCUCCGCAAGGAACGACUCAAGGACUCUCUCCUUGUGCAACAACUCUUUAGGGACAUUGAUGAUGAAGAGGCCUGGAUCAGGGAGAAGGAACCCAUUGCAGCUUCCACCAACCGUGGUCGGGAUCUGAUUGGAGUCCAAAAUCUUAUUAAGAAACACCAAGCCGUAUUGGCUGAAAUUAACAACCAUGAACACCGCAUCACUGCUGUUACUACAUCUGGGGAAGAGAUGAUUGGAGAUGGACAUUUUGCAGGUGAAGAGAUCAAGCAGAGGGUGAACACUCUCAGCCAGCACUGGGCACAAUUGAAGGAGCGUGCCAACCAACGUCGUCAGGAUCUUGAGGAUUCUCUUCAGGCACACCAAUACUUUGCUGAUGCUAAUGAAGCUGAAUCUUGGAUGAAGGAGAAGGAACCCAUUGCUGCAGGUGGGGACUUUGGCAAAGAUGAAGACUCAGCUGAGGCUCUGCUAAAGAAGCAUGAGGCUCUCAUGAGUGAUCUGGAGGCCUUCAGCUCAACCAUCACUGCCCUCGAUGAACAGGCUGCAGCAUGUCGCCAGCAGGAAGUGCCAGUUAUGGACAUCACUGGAAAGGAGUGUGUUGUGGCUCUCUAUGACUACACUGAGAAAUCUCCAAGGGAGGUUUCUAUGAAGAAGAAUGAUGUGCUCACUCUUCUCAAUGCAACCAACAAGGAUUGGUGGAAGGUGGAAGUUAAUGACCGCCAAGGCUUUGUGCCAGCUGCCUAUGUCAAGAAGAUUGACUCAGGCUUAACAGCCUCCCAGCAAAACCUGGCUGACAGCAAUUCUAUUGCUGCUCGCCAAAACCAGAUCAAGGCACAAUAUGAGAAUCUGAUGGCCAUGGCUCGUGAACGCCAAAAGAAGCUGAGUGAGACUGUGCAGGCCUAUGUGCUGGUGCGUGAAGCUGCGGAGCUGGCUCAGUGGAUCAAGGACAAGGAGCAGCAUGCCCAGAUUGAGGAUGUUGGCGAAGAUCUUGAGCAGGUUGAAGUGCUGCAGAAGAAGUUUGAUGACUUCAAAACUGACCUACAAGCCAAUGAGGUUCGCCUUGCUGAGAUGAAUGAAAUUGCAAUGCAACUGAUGAGUCUUGGCCAGACAGAAGCUGCUCUUAAGAUCCAGACCCAGAUUGAGGAGCUCAACACUAAAUGGAAUUCACUUCAGCAAAUGGCACAGGAGCGUCAGUUCCAACUUGGCUCAGCUCAUGAAGUGCAGCGAUUCCAUCGUGAUGUGGAUGAAACCAAGGAUUGGAUCCAGGAGAAGGAUGAAGCUUUGAACAAUGAUGACUGUGGCAAAGACUUGCGCUCUGUACAAGCUCUGCAGCGUAAACACGAAGGUCUUGAGCGUGAUCUUGCUGCCCUCGGCGACAAAAUCCGCCAGCUGGAUGAGACCGCCAACCGACUCAUGCAGACCCAUCCUGAUGCUGCUGACACCAUUUAUGGAAAGCAGAGGGAGAUCAAUGAGCUGUGGACUCAGUUAACUGCAAAGGCCAAUGCCCGCAAGGAGAAACUCUUGGACUCUUAUGACCUGCAGCGCUUCCUCAGUGACUACCGUGAUCUGAGCUCUUGGAUUGCUUCCAUGAUGGGUCUUGUUAGCUCUGAUGAGCUGGCUACAGACGUGACUGGUGCAGAAGCCCUUCUGGAAAGACAUCAGAACUUCCGUGCCGAGUUUGACUCUCGCUAUGGUAUCCCUCAGGAACACCGCACAGAAAUCGAUGCCAGGGCUGGAACCUUCCAGGCUUUCGAGCUCUUUGGUCAUCAGCUCCUGCAGUCAGGCCACUUUGCCUCUGCUGAAGUUCAGGAGAAGCUGGAUGCCAUGAACGAAGCUCGGCAGGAUCUGGAAAGGGCUUGGAUUGCACGGCGCAUGAAGUUGGACCAGUGCUUGGAAUUGCAGCUGUUCUACCGUGACUGUGAACAAGCAGAAAACUGGAUGUCAUCUAGGGAAGCCUUCCUAUCCUCUGAUGAAGCUGAUGCCAAGUCAGACAAUGUUGAAGCUCUUAUCAAGAAGCACGAGGACUUUGAUAAGGCUAUCAAUGCACAAGAAGAGAAGAUUGCUGCACUCAACAUCUUUGCUGAUCAGUUGGUUGCUGCUGAACAUUAUGCCAGCAAGGAUAUUGGUGAUAAGAGAAGCCAGGUGCUGGAACGCUGGCAGCAUCUCAAGGAAGCCCUGAUUGAGAAACGCUCUAAGCUUGGUGAGUCACAGACUCUCCAGCAGUUCUCUCGUGAUGCUGAUGAAAUUGAAAAUUGGAUUGCUGAAAAGCUCCAGGUUGCCACAGAGGAGAGCUUCAAGGAUCCUGCAAACAUCCAGUCAAAGCACCAGAAACAUCAGGCAUUCGAGGCUGAGUUGGCUGCCAAUGCUGACAGGAUCCAAGCUGUUCUUGCUAUGGGUCAGAACCUCAUUGACAAACACCAGUGUGCAGGAUCAGAAGAGGCUGUGCAGCAAAGGCUGGAAUCCAUCUCUGAGCAGUGGGACUUCUUGACUCAGAAGUCUGCUGAAAAGUCUCUGAAGCUCAAGGAAGCCAACAAGCAGCGCACAUUCAUUGCUGCUGUCAAGGACUUGGACUUCUGGCUUGGGGAGGUGGAAUCUCUCCUUACCAAUGAGGAUGUUGGCAAAGACCUUGCUAGUGUCCAGAAUUUGAUGAAAAAACAUCAGUUGGUUGAGGCUGACAUCCAGGCUCAUGAAGAUCGCAUUAAUGACAUGAACGGGCAGGCUGAUUCCCUUGUGGAAAGUGGUCAGUUUGACACUGCCAACAUUCAGGAGAAGCGCCAGAGCAUCAAUGAACGAUAUGAGCGCAUCAAGAACCUGGCUGCUCAUCGUCAGUCACGCCUGAAUGAGGCUCUCACCCUCCACCAGUUCUUCCGUGACAUUGCAGAUGAAGAAUCCUGGAUUAAGGAAAAGAAACUGCUUGUGGCAUCGGAGGACUAUGGUCGUGACCUCACUGGUGUCCAGAACCUCCGCAAGAAACACAAGCGUCUUGAGGCUGAGCUAGCAUCUCAUGAGCCUGCCAUCCAAUCAGUGCAAGAGGCUGGUGAGAAACUUAUGGGCGUCUCAAAUGUUGGUGUUUCCGAAAUUGAAUCCCGCCUGCAGCAACUGUCUGAGACAUGGUCCCAGCUGAAGGCAAUGGCUGACCAAAGAGGCCAGAAAUUGGACCAGUCUCUCAUUUACCAGCAGUUCUUGGCCAAGGUGGAAGAGGAAGAGGCCUGGAUAAGUGAGAAAACCCAGCUACUCUCUGUUCCUGAUUAUGGAGAUAACAUGGCUGCUGCACAGGGACUCCUGAAGAAGCAUGACGCUUUUGAAACCGACUUUGCCGUGCAUCGUGACCGUUGCAAUGAUGUGUGUGAGGCUGGUUCGAAGCUGGUAGGAGAAGGCAAUCACCAUGCUGAAUCCAUCAAGCAGAGGUGCCAGCAGUUGAAGGACAAACUAGAGGCCCUCAGUGGUAUUGCUGCACGAAGGAAGAGCAAGUUGGCCGAUAGCCUGGCUUAUCUGCAGUUCAUCUGGAAGGCUGAUGUUGUCGAGUCUUGGAUUGCUGACAAGGAGAGCCAUGUUAAGUCUGAGGAGUUUGGACGAGAUCUUUCUACUGUCCAGACUCUCCUUACAAAACAGGAGACAUUUGAUGCUGGUUUGGCUGCCUUUGAAAAUGAGGGCAUCCAGAAUAUCACUGCCCUUAAGGAUCAACUGGUGUCUGGUAACCAUGAGCAGUCUGAAUCCAUCAUCAAGCGCCAUGGCGAUGUGAUUGCACGCUGGAAGAAGCUUCUUGACGACUCUCUCGACCGCAAGAAGAAACUGCAAGUCAUGCAGGAGCGGUUCCGACAAAUCGAGGAGCUGUACCUGUUCUUUGCCAAGAAGGCUUCUGCUUUCAACUCUUGGUUUGAGAAUGCUGAAGAAGAUCUCACUGAUCCUGUGCGUUGCAACAGCAUUGAAGAGAUUCGGGCACUGCGUGAAGCACAUGCCCAGUUCCAGGCUUCUCUGUCUUCAGCCCAAGCUGACUUUGAGGCCCUGGCUGCCCUAGACCAGCAGAUCAAGAGCUACAAUGUGGGACCAAAUCCUUACACUUGGUUCACCAUGGAAGCCCUGGAAGAUACCUGGCGUAACCUGCAGAAGAUCAUCAAGGAACGAGACAUGGAACUUGCCAAGGAAGCACAGAGACAGGAAGAGAAUGACAAACUACGAAAGGAGUUUGCCAAGCAUGCCAAUGCUUUCCACCAGCUGUUGACAGAUACCAGGUUUAGUCUGCUGGGCUUCUCCCUUAUCGGCUAUGAUGAGAGGUCUUCGAUGAUGGAGGGCUCAGGCACACUGGAGCAGCAGCUUGAAGCAACACGACAGAAAGCAGCUGAGGUACGAGCUAGGCGCGCAGACCUGAAGAAGAUUGAGGAUCUGGGACAAAUUCUGGAAGAGCACCUGAUUCUCGACAAUCGAUACACGGAACACAGCACGGUGGGAUUGGCGCAGCAGUGGGAUCAGUUGGACCAACUUGGAAUGCGAAUGCAGCACAACUUGGAACAACAGAUCCAAGCUCGAAACCAGUCGGGUGUGUCAGAAGAUGCCCUCAAGGAGUUCAGCAUGAUGUUCAAGCACUUCGACAAGGAGAAGACUGGUCGCUUGAACCACGCCGAGUUCAAAUCCUGUCUACGUGCUUUAGGUUACGAUCUACCCAUGGUUGAAGAAGGGCAGAGUGAUCCUGAGUUUGAGGCCAUCCUGGAUGUUGUGGAUCCAAACAGGGAUGGCUUUGUUUCCCUGCAGGAGUACAUGGCCUUCAUGAUCUCCAAAGAAACAGAGAACGUUCACAGCUCAGAGGAGAUCGAAAACGCCUUCCGUGCCAUUGCGGCUGGAGACCGCCCCUAUGUGUUACGGGAAGAACUAUACCAGAACCUCACCAAAGAAAUGGCGGACUAUUGCGUCGGUCGCAUGAAACCAUAUGUCGACCCCAAAAGCAAUCUGGCGGUCCCUGGGGCCCUGGACUACAUCGAGUUUACACGCACUCUGUUCUCACAGUAGCUUGCAACACUCUAAGAGCUUUAUCCUGAUUUUUCUAGAUUAUUGAAGAGAUGCUAUUUUAAAGACCAUAGUCACAGUCAUAGAUAAUAUAUGUGUGCACAUUAUAAUGCAUUUAGAUUCCAUUACCUUGGCAGUCAGCUUAACAGUGAUCAAAAUUGUAAUUUGGCUUCUCACUGCAAAAGCUUUGGUAAGCUAUGGCAGCUAAGCUACCAUCUAUAGGUGAGGUUGUGAAUUAGCUACUCAUUGCCGAAAUUUGACACUUUCGUCUCCUUUUAUUUUCUUCACUUUCACCUAUGCAACUAUCAAAACAAGAAACUGGUCCCAUCAUUAACAGGCUCGCGGUAGUUAUGACGAGGUCUGCAUAACAGCUGUGUAGAGUCAUGGUGUCUGUAAACUGCUGCCCUUGCCAUGCUCAGUGUCCCCACAGUUUACUCUUGGCUUACAGUAGUGCACAGUUAUAUUCCUAAAGUGUGUAGGAAAAGGUUGCACGCACAGUUUGGCUUAUUUUUUGGGGCUCCGUAUAUUUAAGAGUAUAGGGAAGUGUUGCCCUUUUUGACAAAUCUAGUAGAGAGUUUUACCAUCUGGAGCUUCUGAUAGAGACGGCUAUUUCAAAUCAGAAGCACCUCUCCCUACUAGGAUGUGGGGGUACACCUUUCACAGUGGCUUGGUGAUCAAUAAAAGACACAGGGGUUUUAACACCUGGAAUUGCCAGACUGACGGCUAUUUACUGUGCUAGUUCCUCUUCUGUGUCUUGUGUUUAGAUCACCUGGUUUGUUUAAAAAAAUAAAUUCUUUAUCAAAAAUUUUUAGAUGUGCAUAUAUAAGAACAGAGAGCUGAGCAGUAGCAAGUGGGCAUUAGUGGUGUUGGUGCUUUUAAAACUUACUGGGGCUUCUUUGAUUUCCAUAGUAUUAUGAUGACUGGGGCCAGGUUUUCUUCUCCAAAAGUCUUACAUUUUUCUCUUUAAUGUAAUAAAAGCUUAUGCAGUUA